This is a messenger RNA of Manis pentadactyla (Chinese pangolin), 1085 nucleotides long. RefSeq names its product olfactory receptor 11G2-like. The record is from RefSeq and is a predicted model, not a curated record. Bases 135 to 1085 code for a protein of 316 amino acids. The transcript has a single exon. Gene Ontology annotation, molecular function: G protein-coupled receptor activity; olfactory receptor activity. Gene Ontology annotation, cellular component: membrane. NCBI's taxonomy places the organism in Eukaryota, Metazoa, Chordata, Mammalia, Pholidota, Manidae. Gene Ontology annotation, biological process: G protein-coupled receptor signaling pathway.
AUUGUAUAUCAACUAUACUUCAACUUAAAAUAGAUAAAUAAAUAAAUAUUGACUUAAUUAAUAAAUGAAUCUCAAUUUCUUGCUUGGACAAAGAAAAUGAAGUCCCUCUGCUACUACAGGGAUAGUCGUUAAUUAUGCAUACUUCCAGAGCUCAUAGACACAUGAAAAUCUACAACUCCAGCAUCAUCUCUGGCUUCAUCCUCCUGGGCUUCCCUUGCCCCAAGGAGGGGCAAAUCCUCCUCUUUGUGCUCUUCUCUGUGGUCUACCUCCUCACCCUCAUGAACAAUGGUUCCAUCAUCUGUGCUGUGAGCUGGGAUCAGAGACUCCACACCCCCAUGUACAUCCUGCUUGCCAACUUCUCCUUCCUGGAAAUCUGGUAUGUCACCUCCACUGUCCCCAAUAUGCUGGCCAACUUCCUCUCUGACACCAAGAUCAUCUCCUUCUCUGGCUGCUUUCUCCAGUUCUACUUUUUCUUCUCCUUGGGUUCUACAGAAUGCUUUUUCCUGGCUGUUAUGGCAUUUGAUCGAUACCUUGCCAUCUGCUGGCCUCUGCAUUACCCUACCCUUAUGACUGGAUGUCUCUGCACCAAACUUGUGGUCAGCUGCUGGGUACUUGGUUUUCUCUGGUUCUUGAUUCCCAUCAUCAUCAUUUCCCAGAUGUCCUUCUGUGGAUCUAGAAUAAUUGACCACUUCCUGUGUGACCCAGGUCCUCUAUUAGCCCUCACCUGUACUAGAGCCCCAGUAAUGGAGUUUUUUUGGACGAUCAUAAGUUUUCUGCUCUUAUGUAUUCCAUUCCUCUAUAUCAUGGUGUCCUAUGUUCUAGUACUGAGAGCUGUAUUGAGGGUCCCUUCAGCAGCUGGACAAAGAAAGGCUUUCUUCACCUGUGGGUCCCAUUUGGCUGUGGUUUCACUCUUCUAUGGCUCAGUGAUGGUCAUGUAUCUAAGCCCAACUUCUGAGCAUGAAGCUGGAAUGCAGAAGCUUGUGACUCUGUUUUACUCUGUGGGAACCCCACUCAUUAAUCCUGUCAUUUAUAGUCUGAGGAACAAAGAUAUGAAACAUGCCCUGCAGAAGUUUCUAGGACUAUAA